CUCUCUCUCUCUCUCUCUCUCGUAUCCCCUUGUUCUCUGGUUCUACUCGGAAAAGUAGAUCUAAUUUUGUGGGAAAGAAGCAACAAGAAGGCCCUCAAUCUUCUUCAUACAUGCCCUUUGGCGAAAAUGAGACCAAGGACGAGAAAUCAGUGGGACCAUCACUACAGGAAUCUCUUCUCUGGUAAUGUGAAGAAGACGCCCAAUGACUAUGGCAAAAAGAGUGGGGAGGAAAAGAAUAUUGCUGACAAUUCCAAAGCGGGCUCAACUGUGAAGAGGGGCAGGGGAAGGCCUCGAAAGUUUGACAAUGUGAAUAUAAUAAAAUCUGAUUAUGAUUCAGUUGAAGUGGAUAGGGUUACAGUGAAGAGGUGCAGUGGUAAGAUGUCACCAAUUGACUUGACUGAAACAACAAGUGAAGAAGGUUUCUCCGAUGAGGACUACAGUACGUCGAGUUCCGAAUCUGAUUCUGACGAGAGUGCCUGUGAAAUUGCAAAGAUAAUAAUAAAUGGGAAAGUGGAGAAGGUGAAUAUCGAGGAAGAGAGUGAUGGUCGGGGGAGCCCUAGUCCUAUAAGGCCCUUCAAUCUGAAUACAAAAUCGCAAAACUUUGUUCCCCACAUAAAUGACAAUCAGGAAUUGAUUGAUGGUAGAGUGAACAGAAUAAGAAAAGGGGGCAAGAUAGAGUGUGGGGUGGAGCAAGAAAGUGAUUUGGAGAUUGUAGACGACGAUGGGGAAAAGUUUUCAGGAAUCAACAAGAGUGCAAGACAUAAUAAACCUUUGGCUGGAUUACCUAGAGAUCAUCCAUCACAUUUGAGUAGUUAUGGUUGUGUACUCAAGGACAGGAGAGAUGGAGGCAACAGUGAUUCGAGUUGUGCAAAACGUCACAAACCAGGCUCGGAUGAGAGUUUCAAGAAUAAACCUUUGGGAGAUGCGGGUGGUGGUCACCUUGAAGAGGCGGUGGAAAGGAACCCACAGUUCACGCUAAGCAAAAAGAAGAAUUCCCGAGCAACAAACCAAGACUUGAUCGAGAUUUUAGUUGACUCCAUAAAUUCGGCAAACGAAUAUGAUCAGUCUUAUGGCAAGAAGAAUGAGUUUACUGGGCCAGGCCUUCCGCUCAGGUUCAGGUUUGAGGAUGAGGUGGAGCCUCCACGUGAUAAACCCGAGUGGGAGAAGGAGAUUGACUCCCUCUUCUGUGCUCUGGACAUUGGUCUUAUAGAAUCUGAGAUGGACAGAGCUAGUUCACGCGUGAUAGAAAAUGUCGACAACUUGACUGAGAUUGACAAAAGCCGAGCUGGUUGUUGUGCCAGAGGACAGCAUGUCCCCAUCCUUGACGAACAGAUUGGAAUUAUCUGUAAAUACUGUUUAACCACAAUGCUGGAGAUAAAGCAUGUUUUACCACCAUUUUAUACGCGGCCUUCGGGAAGGCAAAAGUGGAAGGACCCCGAUGAUCCAGCAAGGUAUUCCGCGGAUGAAAUUCAUCUCCACGGGUCAGGCUUUAAUAAAGCCCCUCGGGGCCCGAUCUCCCGCAGCAGGGGCACCGUAUGGGAUCUAAUCCCGGGCGUCGAUAACGAGAUGUACCCCCACCAACGUGAAGGUUUCGAGUUCAUGUGGAACAACAUAGCCGGAGGCAUAAUAAUCGAGAAAAUGAAACAGCCGCUGUCUGGUGGAAGGGGUUGCAUAAUCUCUCACGCCCCUGGGACAGGCAAAACCCGACUCGCCAUAGUCUUUCUCCAGUCAUUCCUUAAGCUGUACCCGUCCUGCAAACCCGUCAUCAUAGCCCCAAAGGGCAUGCUCCUCACCUGGGAGUCUGAGUUCUUGAAAUGGAAAGUCGACAUACCCUUCCACAACAUCAACAGGAAGGAGCUGUCAGAAAACGAGCAAGCUUUUGCCGCACACGUGCUCGUGCGGGCCGGGAAGGGAAGUGGGCCCAUGAGCAUCGACUGCAUCCGCCUCACGAAACUCGCCUCGUGGGUGUCCCAGACGAGCAUCUUAGGAAUAAGCUACCAAGUGUUCACGAAGUUAGCAAGGGGAAACGGAGGUGGAGUUUCGGGGCAAAUCCAGAAAAUGCUUCUCGAGUACCCGGGCCUGCUGGUGCUGGACGAGGGUCACACCCCACGCAACGAUAACAGCCAGAUAUGGAAGGCCCUCUCGAAGGUUUCGACAGAGAGGCGCAUAAUCCUUUCCGGCACUCCUUUCCAGAACAACCUCGCCGAGCUCUACAACACACUCUGCAUCGUGAACCCGAGGUCUGCAAAUGGUCGGAAGAGGCGGCGGCUUGUGGAGAAAAAGAAAUGGGUGGAAUUUGCGGAGGGGUCCAUUGGGCUGAAGAAGGUGAGGGACAUGCUAGGCCCGUUUGUCCACGUCCACGAGGGGACCAUACUCGAGGAGAGCCUCCCGGGCCUGAGGGACACAGUUGUGUUCCUGCGCCCGACUGAGGAGCAGAGGGUUCUUCUAGAAGAUUCCGAGCGGAUAAAAAAUGUCUUUACCAAGAUCCACCAGGUGUCCCUCGUGUCUGUCCACCCUUCUGGGUCGGGCGUGAAGACGACGUUCGUCAUGAAACUCAUACAGUUGGCGGAUGCACUGGGAGAGAGGGUGCUCGUCUUCAGCCAGUAUAUCCAGCCGCUCAUGGUUCUCAAGAAGCAGAUCGAGUCUCGAUUUUCGUGGCAAGAGGAGCGCGAGAUACUGUACAUGGACGGGCAGCUGGACGAGAAACAACGUCAGUCCUCGAUAUCGUCUUUCAACGACGAGAGGAGUGGGGCGAAGGUGCUGCUGGCGUCCGAGCGCGCGUGUUCGGAAGGGAUCAACCUCGUGGGGGCCUCCAGGGUGGUGCUGCUCGACACUGUGUGGAAUCCCUCAGUCGAGAAGCAGGCCGUGAGCCGAGCCUACAGGCUCGGCCAGAAGAGGAUAGUGCACGUGUACCGACUCUUCACGUCAGGGACAGAGGUGAUACAGUAUGCACACCAGAUCCAGAAAGACCGUAUCUCGCAAUUGCUGUUUUCGUCUACGGACAGAGGUGGGAACUUGGGGCCUGGGCCUGGGCCCAACGAGGAUAGGAUUCUCCAGGCAAUGCAACGUCAGGAGGGGUUUGCUCAUAUUUUCGACAAGGUCAUUUACCAGCCAAAGGAAUCCGACCUCAUCAACAUUUUCGGGCCGGAGUUGGGCGGCGUGUGCUCUGUAUGAGCACUCUUGGUCUGGACAUAGUGAUAUGCUUUGUUUUCUUCUUGAUGAUGUAUUAGGACUGUUGUAUUUUUGGUCAGCACAGCUGUUUUGUUCCUAUCCGGGUGAUGUUGCUUGGAUAGUUCAGUUGUGUUUCAUGCUGCUGUUUUUGCCGGGUUCAGUUGUCGGGUGCCCGACUGUUUAGUUCUGCUUGAACAUAACAAGUUGGUUGUGCGUUUCUGUUGUUUAUUUAAUCUUUGAUAUUUUUGUUGGGAAAAUAA
Messenger RNA from Striga asiatica, 3431 nucleotides. NCBI's taxonomy places the organism in Eukaryota, Viridiplantae, Streptophyta, Magnoliopsida, Lamiales, Orobanchaceae. The record is from the annotation of a GenBank genome assembly.